GACUCUACUGAUCAUUUUAAGAAAAUACGGUGCAGUAUUGACAAGUUCUGCAGUUUAGCUUUUGUGAGCUUGCAUCCUGGAUAGUUGAGAGUGUGUCAUCCUGUUACUGUCCAUUUAAUGUUUAAAAACAUUGUGCCCAUCCUUGUCUCACUGUUGUCAGCGUACUGGGUUAAUGAAUACACUGCACUAAUGUAAAAGGACCAGUUAGAGAAUGCAACAUGGCAUGUCUCAGACUGAGAUCUGGUGAUAAGGAUCUUUGAUUUCCUGAUCCUUAAUUUAUUCUGUAUCAGUACUAGACAUCCUGCUGCAUGUAUGGCUUCUCUAUUAUCAACCACUGAAAAGUUCAUGAAUGCAUUUUUUAUAGCAAAAGCAAAUUUAAACUUAUGGCCACAGACCUUGUCUAAUUGCUCCUCAGUUGAGGGAUUCAAUCAAUAAACCCAGAGGGGACUUUAUACUCCAACAGCAAACACACCUCUAAACUAUUUCUUUGAUUGUGAAGUAUUUUGAGAGGUGCUUUAUAAAUGCAGUCCUCGAAUAGUAAUUUCACAGCUACGCUAUUAAAGCACACCACCUUAAGCAAUAAAUGAAACCUGUUAGAUAUUUUAACCAGCUUACUUUAGUUCCAGAUGAAUAGAAGAAUACUUUAGCAAGUAAUGCAAUUUAAAAAAAAAGAAAAGAUUGCCUCGUUCUGAAGGAUGUGAAGUCAUUAAAAUUUAAAUAGAAAGUUGAGCAUGUGAAAAGAUCGCAUUCAUACUCAUCAACUGAUGAUAAGAUUGCAUUGUUUUAAUUUUUUUUAAAAAGCCACUUCCUGUUCGCAGCAAAAUAUUGUCCUUCGUCCCAUCUUCGAGUUCAGGCAACAAAAGAAAACACAGUGCUGUGAGGGUUGCUUUUGUGGACAAACAUUUGUUUAAAGCAAAACUUGUACUGAACAUAGCACUUUGAAAACAGCCAAGAUGGAACGUCAACAGCCUAAGUGUGUAGUGUUGCCUCUCAGCAACGUAUUCUUGUUAAUUACUUGGUGGAUGUCCACUGUACAAGUUUCAGGAUACAAUCAAACCAAGUGUCAACUAAAACUCGCUUAUUCAAAAUCCACAAUCUAUGCUGUGGAAGGCGGUGAAUUUUCUCUCUCAUGCACCAUGAAUUACUGUAGGAACAGCUCCUCUGUACCAGAAUUAAACUGGUGUAAGCAGACAUCAACAGGUUGCACAUUGUUAUCUCAGCUGGAGGAAUUUGUCAAUCGGACCACAUCCUACUCUCAUUUUGGGCCAGGCACAAUGACCUCUGUCCUCCAUAUCUCCCCUGCUCACAUGAACCACCGUGGAGUCUAUCAGUGUCAGGGCCAACUCCCUAGUUACAGUCCAGCUACUGUGAUGGGCCACAUGAUAACAGUUUUGGUAAAAAAAUUCAAGAUGAUUAUUCCCAAUUCCAAAAUGAGAGGACAAAAAGGAGGCUUCCUAAAGCUUCACUGUACUGUGAAAUUUGAUGAAAAUUUGAAUAACAUACUGAAAGUAUUUUGGACAAAGGACAAUGAAAACUGUAGCCAGUCAAUGCCAAUGAACAGCAACAGUAUCCACAAUGAAUCAAUGGAAAGAGAUAGACAUAAUUUGACACUGAUUCUUUCCAAACUUCAAAAUGAAGAUGCUGGAAAUUAUUACUGCUGUGCUGCUACAUACUUGUCAUCACAGAUCAUUGCAAGAGGCUCAAUAAAUGUGCAAAUAUAUGCAUUCAACCACACCCUGUUGAACACUUCUCUGCUCAUUGCCUGCAAAGCUGUUGUCUUGGUGAUUGUUGUGGCAGUUGGAUUUGCAAACAGAAAUGACAGUGGCAGAAAUCUGAAGAGAGAACAAUGUAGUGAAGAAGAAAAUAAAUGAAAAGCUUAUCAAUGAGAAAUGCUGCACUUCGCAUGGAUCUCAACUUGGAAUCAUAGAAAUAAAUUG
Chiloscyllium plagiosum (whitespotted bambooshark) is the source of this 1937-nucleotide messenger RNA. RefSeq lists its product as uncharacterized. Lineage: Eukaryota; Metazoa; Chordata; Chondrichthyes; Orectolobiformes; Hemiscylliidae. The record is from RefSeq and is a predicted model, not a curated record. Gene Ontology annotation, cellular component: plasma membrane. Gene Ontology annotation, biological process: immune response-regulating cell surface receptor signaling pathway. Gene Ontology annotation, molecular function: signaling receptor activity.